Molecule: messenger RNA, 1273 nt
Organism: Rosa chinensis
Lineage: Eukaryota; Viridiplantae; Streptophyta; Magnoliopsida; Rosales; Rosaceae
Product: receptor-like protein EIX2
Exons: 2
Coding region: 67-747 (226 amino acids)
Molecular function (GO): protein binding
Source: RefSeq, a predicted model, not a curated record
GCGCAAGAAGGAAAUUCAAAUCUAACCAUCAGACAUUCUUUUAAUACAUCUGAUGCUGAACCACCUAUGAGUUCUCUUUAUUAUGAGGAUGAUGCAACCUUCAUGUGGAAAGGAACAUUGUCUUCAUACAAAAGUACUUUGGGACUGGUCAAGAGAAUUGAUCUCUCCAGCAACAGAUUAACUGGGGAGAUUCCAAGUGAAAUCACUCAUCUUGUUGGGCUAGUUUCUCUGAACCUUUCGAGGAACAAUUUAACUGGACAAAUACCUUUAGAGAUCGGAAAGUUGAAGUCACUUGAUUCUCUUGAUUUGUCUAGAAACAAGAUAGGUGGUGGGAUUCCGACAAGCCUUGUUUGGGUCUAUGGACUUGGUGUCAUGGAUUUGUCAUAUAACAACUUGUCUGGUGAAAUUCCAACUGGUACUCAACUCCAGAGCUUUGAUCCGUCCUUUUAUGCUGGAAAUCCUCAAUUGUGUGGACUUCCACUUGAAGUUUGUAAUCCGGAGGGAACUGGUCGGCCAAAUGUCUCGAGUGAUCAAGAAGAUCCAGAUGAGCUCAUCACGCAAGGCUUUUACAUAAGUCUGGGACUUGGAUUUGCUGUUGGAUUCUGGGGAGUCUGUGGGAGUUUGAUAUUCAAGCGGUCGUGGAGAUAUGCAUACUACAACUUCUUGAAUGCUUUAAAUGAUUGGCUUUAUGUGAGGGUAGCUUUGAUCAAACGACAGUUAUGGGAUAUGCUUAAUAGACAAUCUUAAGCGUGCCAGCAUCUUCUGAGACAAGUGGUUCCUUUCAAUUUAGCACAUACUUGCAUUGUACAAUCAUCUGCUCAAGUCUUCAAGUAUACAGAGUGUUUAGUACCCUUGUUCGGUCAUGUUUUUCUUUAUUUUGUCUUUAGCUUGCGAAGUUUGGUUUCAAUGUCUCAUUGUAUUAGUUUUCAAUAUUAAGUUAUCCCUCAGUAGUCAGUACCAUUGACAUUUAUGAUAAAGUAUCAGAAAUUUCUUGUAUAUUAUCUGUAAUGUUACUGUAAGAACUUGUAAUUGUAAGAACUUGUUGGUCCAAUCAACUCUUUGCCUUAAAGAAUUUCUAUUCUAGCUAGUGUUAUUUCAGAAAAUGUUGCAGUACUAUAAUUUUAAUGAUAAUGUAUUUGAUCAAUAACUACUGAAUGACCCGUGAUUAGGGACUGCAUCUUAAGGUUUUCUUUCUUGAAUUCAACAGUUUUUCAUCAAGAAGAAUAGACAGGCAUGGUAUCUGUACACAAAUUACAUGCUUCUGUUACACAUC